GUCCCUCUGCGCUUUCCGUAUGUUUUCGAGAUGCUUGUCAUGUGAGUCCAGGGAUUGUCAAAACGUUUAGAGAAAAUUGACUUUAUCAAAUGAACAUAUUUUAUUUUCCAUUACAAUAAACGGUCAAAAUGCUCUCCCGUUUAUUAAAAGAGCACCAAGCGAAACAGAACGAAAGGAAAGAGUUGCAAGAAAGACGAAGACGAGAGGCCAUAACAGCUGCCACAUGUUUAACAGAAGCCCUGGUGGAUCAUCUCAAUGUAGGGGUGGCGCAGGCGUAUGUCAACCAGCGCAAGCUGGACCAUGAGGUGAAGACGCUGCAGGUUCAGGCCAGUCAGUUUGCCAAGCAGACAGCUCAGUGGAUCAACAUGGUGGAGAACUUCAACCAGGCAUUAAAAGAAAUCGGAGACGUGGAGAACUGGGCGCGAAGUAUCGAGAUGGACAUGCGGACGAUCUCGACCGCUCUGGAGUAUGUGCACAAAGGCCCGGUUCAGUCCGCGUCUUCAUGAUGCUCCAAAAUGGACAGAAACGCUGAGGCUUUUCCUCCAGUUAUUGGUGAAACUUGGACACUGUUAUUUGAGACAUUUGUGUCUUGUUUAUUCCAGUAAAGGAUUGCUGGAACAUCUGUUUGUUUCUGAUUCGGUUCAUUUUUAUUUAGUUUUACAUAAUAUGCUUGCAUAAUAAAAAAUAUAUGUUGCG
This is a messenger RNA of Onychostoma macrolepis, 696 nucleotides long. RefSeq names its product biogenesis of lysosomal organelles complex-1, subunit 1 (gene bloc1s1). The transcript is spliced from 4 exons. The record is from RefSeq and is a predicted model, not a curated record. The coding region runs from base 129 to 506 and encodes 125 amino acids. Gene Ontology annotation, biological process: endosomal transport. Gene Ontology annotation, cellular component: BLOC-1 complex. NCBI's taxonomy places the organism in Eukaryota, Metazoa, Chordata, Actinopteri, Cypriniformes, Cyprinidae.